GUUUUGUUUGCGUUUCAUGGCAGCUUUGAAGGGACGGCUUGGGCAGAGCCCUACCCAGCAGCCUCAGACUUGUGUGCACAAAAAGAGAGCCACAUGUCUGUGAGUACGAAGUAAGAGUUGCCGGAGCUGGUACGUACUCCGGAGGAGGCAGACGGCUCAGGAGACGGGAUGACUCAGUAUAAGAGAGUCUGUUAAGUGGCGUAUUGCAUCUGACCCAUCUACGAGCAGCCUUAUCAGAUGCAUCUUACUGCUGCACUGAUGACCAGAUACGUGCAUGGCAGGAGUGAAGUAGAAGUGAAUGUGGGAUGCGGAGCGGUGGCUUCCUGGGAGUGGAACUAGCUGGAUGUUCUCAGAGUGUUGCACCAAGGCUGAAGAUACCUGCUGCGCUGAUGUUCAGCCCGUCCUCUGCUGUGAACCCGUGCACCUCCCCACGGGUGCCCCAGACCGCCCCCAUGGACCUGCGGAUCGGGCAGCGCGUCGUCAAGCCCGGCUCUGACACCACCUUGCUGGCCCUGAAGCACACGCAGCAGCUGCAGCACCAGCUCUUCCUCGCCAGCCUGCACCAGCAGCAAGUGGAGCAGCUCGCCCACCAGCACGUGAGGGUGACCAUGGAGUCCCCACACCGCGAAGCCGAGCCUGGGCAGCAGGAGCAGGAGCUGCGGCAGAUCCUCAAUAAGGACAAGAGCAAGCGAAGUGCUGUGGCCAGCACGGUGGUGAAGCAGAAGCUGGCUGAGGUCAUCCUGAAGAAGCAGCAGGCGGCUUUGGAGAGGACCAGCAACCCCAACUCUUCAGCCAUGCCGUACAGGUCUCUGGAGCCUCUGGAUCCCGAGGGCCCUUCCCCUCCUGUGCUCAGCACCUUCCUGCCCCCUGUCCCCAGCACUUCUCUUGACCCCCCAGAGCAUUUUCCGCUUCGGAAGACAGCAUCUGAGCCCAACCUGAAGGUGCGUUGCAAGCCCAGGAAGUGCCUUGACCGACGCAAGAAUCCCUUGACGCGGAAGGAGAGUGCUCCCCCCUCGUUGAAGAGGCGGCCGCCCGAGGCAAUCGACUCCUCCCCGAGCAGUAGCAGCACCCCUGUGUCCGGCUGCAGCUCUCCCAAUGACAGCCUCCCCGCCGAGCAUGGAGCCCUCCCCGCUGCCUCUGGCAUGGCCCACGAGACGCCCCUGGCCCAGCGCUUGAUGAUGCAGGAGAGCUCACUGGCCCAGUUUGCCCUGCAGAGUGCAGCCUCCCUUCCGGCCAUCACGCUGGGAUUGCCGGCUACCACUAGUGCCAGGGGAGAGGGAGAUCGCCGCCCCCUCUCCAGCCUGGCACACCGGGUGCCUGUGCUGAAUGGACCUGUCCUCACGGGCACGCACUCACCCAUGUUCAUACCAGCUGGCUUGGAGCAGCACGAGGCUGGGAGCCCCUUAUCCCCUCGGCUCCAGCCUGUCAUCAUCCUUGAGCCCUCGGUCACCCACACUCCGCUGGUGGCGGUGCCAGGUCUGGGAACGGUCCCCUUCUCCUUCGCCCCCUCACUCAUCUCAGCAGAGCGUCUGUCGCUCCCAGGCCACCAUAAACCGCUGGGCAGGACCCGCUCGGAGCCCCUGCCCCAGAACCCCAAGGCUAUCCAGCAGCAACUGGUGUACCAGCAGCAUCACACCCAGUUCCUGGAGAGACUCAAGCAGCAGACGCAUCUGGGCAAGCGCAUGGCUAAAUCCAGCGAGAAGCCCCGUCUGCGGCAGAUCCCCUCCUCGGAGGACAUGGAGGCCGAGGGGACGCUCCCAGAGGCUGGGGCUGAGAGCAGCGACCCGGCGAGGGCACGCGUGGAGCCCACACGGCCGGGGAGCAGCGUGAAGGAGCCCGAGAGGAUGCAGAAGAUGAUGCAGCCUCAAGAGGAGCUUAUCCUACAGCAGGCCUAUCUCUGGGAUUCCUACCAGCGCGUGCAGCAGCAGCUCCUCAAGCGGCAGCCCUUGGCUGACUCCCCCAUGGUCCCCACCAUCCAUGCAGGGCACAGGCCCCUCUCCAGGGCCCAGUCAUCUCCUGCCACCGCGACUGUCUCCCUUCCUGCCCAGGACACGGCCUCCAAGACGCUCUCCCUGCCUGUGCAGGAGCAGCCAGCCAAGCCGCACUUCACAACAGGGCUGGUUUACGACUCGGUGAUGCUCAAACACCAGUGCUCCUGCGGCGACAACAGCAACCACCCAGAGCAUGCGGGCAGGAUCCAGAGCAUCUGGUCCCGUCUGCAGGAGAGAGGGCUGCGCAGCCAGUGCGAGUGUCUGCGGGGACGCAAGGCCACCCUGGAAGAGCUGCAGUGUGUCCAUAUCGAGCGCCACGUCUUCCUCUAUGGCACCAAUCCCCUCAACCGCCUGAAACUGGACAACGGGAAGCUGGCAGGGAUCCUGUCACAGCGGACGUUCGUCAUGCUGCCCUGUGGAGGGGUGGGGGUGGACAGUGAUACCAUCUGGAACGAGCUGCAUUCCUCUAACGCUGCCCGCUGGGCCGCGGGCAGCGUCACGGAGCUGGCCUUCAAGGUGGCCACCAGGGAGCUGAAGAACGGCUUCGCUGUGGUGCGGCCACCCGGACAUCACGCGGAUCCUUCCACCGCCAUGGGAUUCUGCUUCUUUAACUCGGUGGCCAUUGCCGCCAGGCAGCUGCAGCAGAAAGGGAAACUCAGCAAGAUCCUCAUUGUGGACUGGGAUGUUCACCAUGGCAAUGGGACCCAGCAGGUCUUCUACAGAGACCCUGACGUUCUUUACAUCUCUCUGCAUCGUCACGAUGAUGGCAACUUCUUCCCCGGUAGUGGGGCCGCUGAUGAGGUUGGUGCUGGCCCUGGCGAGGGAUUUAAUGUCAACGUAGCCUGGACUGGAGGGCUCGACCCCCCCAUGGGUGACCCUGAGUAUCUGGCUGCUUUCAGGACGGUGGUGAUGCCAAUUGCACACGAAUUCUCCCCCGACGUGGUGCUGGUGUCGGCCGGCUUCGAUGCGGCUGACGGCCACCCACCGCCCCUGGGCGGCUACAAAGUCUCUGCUAAAUGCUUUGGCUAUAUGACAAAGCAGCUGAUGAGCCUGGCUGGCGGAGCCAUCGUCCUCGCGCUAGAAGGUGGCCAUGACCUUACGGCCAUCUGCGAUGCAUCCGAGGCCUGCGUGUCAGCUUUGCUGGGCAACGAGCUGGACCCUCUCCCAGAAGAAAGCAUGAGGCAGAAACCAAACCCCAAUGCUGUGCGCUCCUUGGAAACAGUGAUCCAGGUCCAGAGUAAAUAUUGGGUGGCCGUGCAGCGCUUUGCCUCCAAGCUGGGCUGCUCCUUCCUGGAGGCGCAGCACCACGAGGCAGAAGAGGUGGAGACAGUCACAGCCUUGGCCUCCCUCUCGGUGGCCGUGAUGGUGGAGAAGAGGCCACAAGAUGAGCCGAUGGAGGAAGAGGAGCCCAUGAACCAGUGAUGAGCGGUGACGUUCUCUGCUCCCCUGCUUCCAGGAUGUGGCUGGACUCUCCUGAGCCCAGCGCUCGCUCUUCACUCCUGGCUUCCCGUUUGCCACGUCAUCCUCACUCCCCGAGUCACGGUCCUGAAAUGGCCUGGACCUUUGGCUGCCGCCUCUGCAGGUCUCCCAGAAAGGAUGCUCCUGCAGCUACCUGGAAGACGUCCUCCUGCUUGGGACCGAUGGAAAAAACCACAAACUCCCUCUGCACGGCGUGGCCUUGCAAACCUAGACCGUGCCUGCAAUCAGUCCCCAACCUUUGGGACCUGAAACCCCUCUGGGGACAUGUGUGAGAGGCCUCCACCCCUCUGGCUGCGGUGGCAGCCGGACGCAGACCUGCCCUUCUCCUGGGAUCUUCCUCACCUUUGGGGAAGGGGUGGGUGUUGGGAUGGAUGUUGUGGCAGUGCUGCGGGUGGUUGGAGCUGCCUUCGGGACUGCACCCAGAGCUCCUCUCCGGCCGGGCAGCGAUGCCUUUGAGAAGCAGCUCUGUGUUUUGCUCGGGAGGGACAGGCUCUCCGUGUCUUCUCGCGAAGGCUUCCUGGCUCCCCUUCCUCUGGUAGGGCACAAGGAGGAAGCGAGUGUGACGGUGAGAUGGGGUAUGACCUCGUUCUGCAUGAGAAGGUUUUGGACAGCCGUGCGUGAUGCGCUGAUCGCCUUGCAGCUGGGGAAGAGCAAGGGCUGGAGUGUCUGCAGUGCCCAGGAUUGCACCCGUGGGACAUCCUAACCACUAACCAGAGCGUGAACCCUCUGGUGCUGGGGCUCUGAUUUGCACUAUAUACAAUUGACGUGUGCUAAUGU
Aptenodytes forsteri (emperor penguin) is the source of this 4247-nucleotide messenger RNA. RefSeq names its product histone deacetylase 7 (gene HDAC7). Gene Ontology annotation, molecular function: histone deacetylase activity. Gene Ontology annotation, cellular component: histone deacetylase complex. The coding region runs from base 306 to 3413 and encodes 1035 amino acids. NCBI's taxonomy places the organism in Eukaryota, Metazoa, Chordata, Aves, Sphenisciformes, Spheniscidae. The transcript is spliced from 25 exons. Gene Ontology annotation, biological process: chromatin organization; negative regulation of transcription by RNA polymerase II. The record is from RefSeq and is a predicted model, not a curated record.